Molecule: messenger RNA, 664 nt
Organism: Dimorphilus gyrociliatus
Lineage: Eukaryota; Metazoa; Annelida; Polychaeta; Dinophilidae
Source: the annotation of a GenBank genome assembly
AAUGUUCUACGAGGAGGCAUAUCUGAAAGAUAUUGCAUCUCAACUCAGUAGAAAAGAGGCUGUAAAAUUGGCGAAAAUACUUGGGAUUCAAGAUGAGGAAGUCUAUCAAAUUGAUGUCAGUCGGAGGAUGUACGCCUUAAGACAAUGGGAUUAUGGAAAUGUUGGUCAUCUAAGUGUUGAAGACAAGUACGAAAUAUUGUCAGAAGGAUUAAGUGGCGUUGGUUUUGAGGGAGCUCGGUAUUUUUCAAAAGCUAACUAUCCUGAUAGUAACAGAACAGAAGGUGAUUUAUUAAUUGAUUUACAACUAUUGGCUAAUGAACAAAUACCCAACAAUCAAUUUCAAUCGUUAUGUAACAGUCUUGGAGUGGAACAUCAUAUUGAAAUGAAGAAUAACCUAUCGGAGAUUAAUCAGCGCUUCCUUUUAAGAUGGUGGUUUGGAAAGAAUGCAUAUGCAAACACGUGCGAACGUUGGAGAAGGGAAACAAGCAUUUACAAAAUAGGGUUGGAUUGUAAAGAGGUGGUGGAAAAGUAUAAAAUCUUGGUAAAAGCUCUAUACGAUGUCGGUAAGAGUAAUUUGGCGAAACGAGUUGAAGAGGAUAUAGAUAUAUUCUUGUCAGAGAAGGCAAGGGAUAGGGCCGAAAUGAAUGUCAUGUAUACUGGUUAG